Condylura cristata (star-nosed mole) is the source of this 1262-nucleotide messenger RNA. It is a transcript of the gene INTU, whose product is annotated as inturned planar cell polarity protein. Lineage: Eukaryota; Metazoa; Chordata; Mammalia; Eulipotyphla; Talpidae. Gene Ontology annotation, biological process: nervous system development; establishment of planar polarity; vesicle-mediated transport. Gene Ontology annotation, cellular component: cytoplasm; cilium. The transcript is spliced from 4 exons. The coding region runs from base 1 to 969 and encodes 322 amino acids. The record is from RefSeq and is a predicted model, not a curated record.
AUGCGGCCGUCCGGACACGUGCAGCUGCUGUCCAGGGCCCCGGUGCCGGGACGGGCCGAGGGGCGUGGGUGUCGCCUGGGCGGAGACACCCGCUGCCGCCGGCGCCCCCUGCUGCUUUCGGGCAGUCCGCGGGGCUUCGUCACAGGAAAGGCGCCGGCCUCGAAGAGGAGCAGCCCGAGCAGCGGCGGGGCCGAGGCCGAGCCCCGUCCAAGGCUGGACCUGGACCUCGAGCCCGAGUGGCUGGACAGCGUGCAGCGGAGCGGGGAGCUGUUUUACUUGGAACUGAGCGAGGACGAAGAAGAGAGCCUGCCCGAGCCGCCGGCCGGGAGCCGCGUGAGGUUCAGCGAGCAGGAGGUCGUCAUUGGGGAGGACGAGCCCAGGGGGCGCGCGUGUGAGCCCCCACUCCGGCGCUUCACCAGAAUUCUGAAGAGCAGAAGGCUUUUGCCCGAGCACCCCAGGAAGAGAGGCAGCCACGGCCCAGGCCCCGUGUCCAUCCUCAAGCACCAGCCCCACCCGCGGGCGGGGGUCGUGGUCCAGCAGCCGCUCAAGGACGUCAGUGUGUACGUGAACCCCAGGAAGCUGGCUGUGGCCACGGCCAAGCAGCCGCCCCGGCUGGAGGCCCUGCUGGGCAUCGUCCAGCCGGCCGCGGGGUCGGUGGGCAGCCGCCGCACAGCCACGCUGCUAACUGGCACUGUCCGCUCACAGAGGAAGGCGCUGCCGGCUGGGGAGCCUCCCGCCUCUGCAGACUCAGCUUCUCUCACCCCCGUGAAGGAGCACGGGGUGCUGUUUGAGUGCUCCCCGGAGCCAUGGGCUGACCAGCACAAAGCCCCGCCGGUGCUGGCCUACUGGGUGGUGGGGAGGCUGUUCCUGCGCCCCCAGGUGCAGGAGCUCUACGUCUGUUUCCACGACUCGGUCACCGAGGUCGCCAUCGAGAUGGCCUUCAAGCUGUUCUUCGGGCUCACCCUGUAGCCACGCGUCCCGGGCCACGGCGCCCGGCCGCCGGCUCCGGACGGACACCUGGCCGCGAGGGAGGCCGCGCUGGCCAGCGCUCACGUCUGCCGGGUCUGAGAUGACUCGAAGCGCGUGGCAGCCAGUCAGGGCGCCCCCCCCCCCGAGGAGGGGCCCGAGCCGCUGUGCGUCUCAGGCAGACACCGGACCGCGUGGCCCCUCCGCGGUCAGCGGCGCUUUGCCAUGCCCACGCUGGCUCCCAGGAGUCGGACGCGCGCCCGCGGAGAGACGAAGUAAAACCUGAACUUGUCUGA